Messenger RNA from Melospiza melodia melodia, 729 nucleotides. Its product is annotated as NAD(P)(+)--arginine ADP-ribosyltransferase 2-like. The coding region runs from base 1 to 729 and encodes 242 amino acids. The transcript has 2 exons. The record is from RefSeq and is a predicted model, not a curated record. NCBI's taxonomy places the organism in Eukaryota, Metazoa, Chordata, Aves, Passeriformes, Passerellidae. Gene Ontology annotation, molecular function: NAD+-protein-arginine ADP-ribosyltransferase activity; NAD+ poly-ADP-ribosyltransferase activity.
AUGGCCCUCCUGGCUCACACCCUGGCACUGCUGGCAAUCAAGGUGGUGCCCCUGGACAUGGCUCAGAACUCCUUUGAGGACCAGUACUGGAGUUGUGGCCACACCAUGACCACGGCAUUGCCAGCCCUCAGCCAUUUUGAGUACCAGAAGAAUCCUCACUUUGCCUGGGGCUGGUAUCAUGCUGAAGCUGAGUGGCGCAAGCGGGGCUCUCCUGUGUCCCCUCUGACAUCCCAAUGGCAGGCUGUGGCUCUCAUGGCCUACACAUCGCAGGACAUUUACAAGGACUUCAAUGCAGCUGUGCGCACAGCUGGGCUCUCCUGCCAGGUAUACAGGAACAUCUUCCACUUCAAAACGCUGCAUUUCCUACUGACCCCGGCCCUGGUGACACUGAGGCAGGCUCAGAACAGGCAGUGUCAUCACGUGUUCCGGGGCGUGCGUGACGUUUGUUUCAAGGCACAGCGUGGCCAGAGUGUCCGAUUUGGUCAAUUCACAUCGACGUCUCCACGUAAAGAGAUUGCUCUGCACUUUGGGACAGACACGAUUUUCGAAGUGCACACGUGCCAUGGCGUGGACAUCCAGCAGUUUUCCCUGUAUCCAGGGGAGGAGGAGGUGCUGAUCCCACCCUUUGAGAUCUUCGAAGUCACCAAAGUCACCCGGAAUGGGAAGAUGACAUGGAUCAGUCUCCGUUCUGCUGGGACUUUCAACAAAUACAACUGCGAGUGGCACUGA